CCGGGGCAGGAGGUGCAGGCAGUGACUGUUGCCUGGGGAAUGAGCUCGGAACGGGGGAACGUGUCGCGCACGCGGCCCCAGCGGUACCAGAACACGCGCGCCUUCAGGAACGACAAGUAUGACACCAGCGCCCGGCGGAAGAAAAUAAAUGCUAAGCUUCAUGAUGGAGUGUGUCAGCAUUGCAAAGGUAUCUUGGAGUGGCGGGUAAAAUUCAACAAGUACAAACUGCUAACAAAGCCUAAAAAAUGUGUAAAGUGCCUCCAGAAGACUGUAAAAGAUCCGUACCAUAGUAUUUGUCGACCAUGUGCUGGUAAGCUAGAGAUCUGUGCUAAAUGUGGAAAAAAAGAAGAAAUAGUAAUUCCGAUUGAUAAAGGACAAGACAGAGCUGAGAUUGUGACUACUAAAAAUGGCCAAGAGAGCAGGGAGUUGGAGGAUGAGCUGGAUUUUGAUGCAAACUUAAGUAGUAAGGACAGUGAUGAAGAUACUGAUGUGCUUGAAGAACGAUUUAAAAGAGUUCUCACAAGUAAACGGAUGCUGACAGAAAAUGCAAAACUACCUCUACUUACAGGAACCAUCAGGAUGACUUGCUGUCUUAAUGAAGAAAGGUUUGUAAAUAUCAUAAGGACAUUCUUGAUAAUCAGAUGUUUAGGAAGCUGGUCAUGUAUACUGUCAGCAUCUGUUUUGCUUCAUUCUUCUGCCUACUUUUUAUCUAAAAGCUAUUAAAGGACAAAACUGUAUGAAAAAGAAAGUAUGUGCCCUGCUUACAUGCUCUUGUCACGUACAGUGAGUGUGUGAAGUAGGAUUCAUAAAUCUCAAAACAGUUAAAAAUACACUAGUAUGUGAAGUGAAGUCUGUCUAGGGAUUGAUAACAUGUUCUCAGACAAAUUACCAGUAAGAGAUUAGAAAUUAAAUACUUGUCAUAUUUCAGGUAGCAGGUUUUCCCGUUGGAGCCUCUGAAAUAGCUAAGAUUAAAUCAGAUAGAAGUUAUCUUUUUUCCUACUGAAGUAAGAAAACAACUAUUUUUAGAAAUAGGGAUAGACUCCUAAUACAGUCAUCAGUAAGAAGUUUGAGUAUCUAAAAACAGAGGCUGAAUAUCACAUCCAGUGCAUUAAGAUUUGACCUGAAUUUGGAUAUAUAUAGCAUCUGUACAUGUAUUUGCUUUUGAUACAGCUUUAGAAACUCAAGUUAAAAAGGUCUGUUGUAGCCGCAUAACUAAAACUGCUUUGAAAGCAGUACCAAAUAUUUUAGUGUUUUUUGCUUUAAACUAUAACACAGAAGACAGUUUUUGUGCAAAAAUCAUAUGGAUUAUGCAUGCUCCUGAAUGGCAGCACUCACUUGAAAUCUCUCUUUAGGACAGCUUUUCUUUCUGAAUCUCUAGUUAGUCACAGCUAUGCUCCUUGCAUUUGGUUCUCUCUUUCCUAAUUCCUAUGUGAGCAAGCGUGACAUAAUGUGUAAAAAGAGUCUAUAAAGGGUACCCAUAGUUAACCUAUUAGUAUGUGUAGCAGCAGUGGAAUUUGUAGCUUUUUUAUAUCAGUAAUUGCAAGCUACAUGUGCAACAGUUUGAUUGUUUUUUUCUUUUUUUCCCUCAUAGACCUUACUCUUCUCUCCUGACUGUUUUGUUCCUUUUAGGGUUAUUUUCUGUCUUUGUCCUACAGCGUGGUUCUGUGCUGUAGAAGCUGCUAGCUUGAAUGAGAGCUGAUGGAACCUCUGACUGACAGCAGCAAUAGUUUAUUCUGGGUUAUUCCUAGUAGCAGCAACAGGGUUGGUGCCAGAACCAUAAAACACUUUGGAAGUGAUGAUGCUUGUGAGAUUAUGUGAAGUGAAAUGAAGCCACAGGUCCUGGGGAAAACGAUAAAAGGGCCCCACCAGGUUUUUUAGCAUAGUGGAGAAAUGCGGAAUAACCCCAAGCCUUCCAUUUCCAAGGAAAUAUAAACCCCAUAAAAUCAGACCAGAUCUAUUGUUUUUGCAACAGCAAAUUUACUGCUGUGUGACAAAGAUUUUAGAAGUCUCUGGGAAUGCCUGAUAUGCUCAAAGGAUAAUAGAUCUUUAUUCAGUUGUGGUUCAAUGUUUCUUACAAUGUUAGUGAUGGAAUCUCUCAGAAUGCAACAACCUGUACUUCCAUUACUUGAGAAAAGAUGUAGUACAGUCUUUAUGUUGUAAAACUGUAAUCUUAUGCUCUGCAAAGACCAUACGGAUUUGGCAUGGAUGUCUAGAAAGCCUGAUGCUGUUAUGCAAAAGUCUUUCUAUUUUAGGGAAAUGUUACACAAAGGAUUAAACCAUCUGAAAACUGCAGUGACUGGAACUUCAGAGCUAUUGUAUUUACUGCAUUUCACCAGAAAGUUCUUUCUUAUCCAGCUCUUCCCAGUUUUUCUAUUAACCUGGGUUACAUUUCGAUAUAAGUAGUACUGACAUGAUUUCUCUGCACCAAGGAAGAAUUGCGCUUUGGAUCGUUGCAUUCAACUAGUUGUUCCUCUCUCAUCCUCAUGACUGAACUUCUCUCCAAAGUCUUUGGAGUCCGAACAAAGUUGAUGGCUGGCUGUGUUACUUUAAAAAGUCACAUUAGCAGCUGGGUGGCUGUGGCAAACAAAAGACAGGAGUGCUCACCCAGCGCACUGUAGAAAUUCACGCUGUGGGGCAUUCUGGUUCCCUGCCACUCCUAGCAUGUAGCAGUGCAGACCUCUCCACUGUAGAGGCUAGAAUUAAAAGUGUGCAUUGUACGCCCACUGAGCAGAGAGAUUUUGUUUGUCAUUAAUGAGAACACAAUGUGUGGCUUAAAAGGAAGGGUAAUGUAUAUGUCUGUAGUCUUUAAAUGGAGAGAAGGGUCUCUGCCAAAUAUUUGAGGGUGUCAGGCAGGAUGCCCAAGCGAGGUCUGUCCAAAAUGCCAUGAAUGGGGAGACAGGUUGGAAGAAAAAGCUUCUAACUGAAAUAAACAUGGCACUGAGCUUGUGAGUGUGGAAGUACAAAGGUUCACACAGCCUGCAACUGCCUCUCUUCAUCUUUGCAGUCUACAGCUGUCAUUGUAGUGUGCAUGGAAAUUGUCCAAAUAAUAAACCUACUUCACCAUAAUUAGCCUGACAAGAAGUUAGUGUUUAUUGCCCCCUAGCAUGUUAAAUGAGAUUUGCAAGUGGGCUGCAAACAAUGAAAUAUCUUGUUGUGGUUUGAGUUCUCUAAAUCUCAGGUGAAAAUAAAAGCAACUUAAAUAAAACUUUGUAGUGAACAGUAACUCUUCUGUAAUGUACAUGUUCUCCUGAGGCCUAAAUGGAAAUUACUGAAAAAAGACUAAUUUAGAUUAAGAAUCCUGUUCCUGAAACAAGCUAGACUUUCAGAGUGAGAAAAUAUGGAGUUAUCACUUUACUUCUGUAAUGUAAUGAGUUUUAAAAUUAUUUUUUCCUUCAUAUUAAAGCUAUGUUUACCAUUAGUUACACUACUGAGUUUAGCUCUAUUCUGCACAAAGCUACACCUUUAACCACAAGACCAGUCAUGUUAUUCUGCAACUAGGAAUGCUGUGCUCCUUCCUAAAGAUAAGUAGUGUUACAAGGGCGUUUGAUAGAGUAAACUAUGUU
This is a messenger RNA of Melopsittacus undulatus (budgerigar), 3563 nucleotides long. It is a transcript of the gene CZH9orf85, whose product is annotated as chromosome Z C9orf85 homolog. Lineage: Eukaryota; Metazoa; Chordata; Aves; Psittaciformes; Psittaculidae. The transcript has 5 exons. The record is from RefSeq and is a predicted model, not a curated record. The coding region runs from base 40 to 723 and encodes 227 amino acids.